This is a messenger RNA of Prunus armeniaca (apricot), 5415 nucleotides long. NCBI's taxonomy places the organism in Eukaryota, Viridiplantae, Streptophyta, Magnoliopsida, Rosales, Rosaceae. The record is from the annotation of a GenBank genome assembly.
AUGGUCAGCACAAGAUCCCAAGGUCAAGAAUUAGUACCCUUUGAUCCUGAGAUAGAAAAAACGUUCCGAGAGCUCUGUCACAUCAACCAACGAGCAUUUGAUACUGAUUUAAAGUCUGACACAGAGUCAAUGGCAACCAACACUAAGCCCUUGAAGGAGUAUUCACAGCCCACAAUUUUAGAAGAGCCUUCAUGUAUCACAUUUCCUGAAAUUGAUGAUGUUUCGUUUGAGCUGAAAUCCGGUACCAUUGGUCUUCUUCCUUCGUUCUAUGGUAAAUCAAAUGAAGAUCCCAACAUUCAUAUUAAGGAUUUUUACAUAGCUUGUGGUACGGUUCAUAUCAAGGGAGUUUCACAAGAAAUAGUGCGUCUGAGAUUGUUCCCCUUCACUCUCAAAGACAAGGCCAAGUCAUGGUUCACCUCUCUUCCUGCUGGAUCCAUCACAUCAUGGGAAGAACUUGCUCAAAAAUUCAUGCUGAAAUUUUUCCCUGCCACAAAAACAUUGCUACUUAGGAAGGAAAUCACGAACUUUGAACAAAAGCCUCAAGAAUCUUUUCAUGAUAGAAACAAUGUUGAUGUGGCGUGUGGAGGAGCUCUGAGUGAGAAAGAUCCUAAGGAGUGCUUCAAAACUUUUGAGAGAGUUGCUGCCAAUUCUAUGCAAUGGGGCGAUGACAGAUUCACAAGGAAGAUUACUGUGCAUAGUGUCGAUACAAAUCCUGGAUUCGCUUCAGCAUCUCAAGUAUCCAACUUGGAAAAGAAGCUUGAAAAUUUCAUGCAGUCAAUGACCAAAUUUGUUUCUCCUUCCUCUGUGUGUGCUAUUUGCUCUGAUAAUUCUCAUCCAACUAAUAAUUGCCCUUUGAGUGAUCUUACGCAGGAGCAGGCUAAUCAAAUAAAUUCAUUUCAAAAGCCACGACAUGAUCCCUACUCCAACACCUAUAACCCGGGAUGGAAGAACCACCCCAAUUUCUCAUGGAGCAACAACAAUCCGUCUGAGCAGCGCAUUUAUCCUCAGCAAAAACCUGUCAAUCCGAAUGAACCAAGAGAACCAACUUUGAAGGAGAUUAUGACUCAAUUUAUUCAGACUCAACAACAAACAAACAAUAACCUUCAAGCUGGUUAUCAAAAUUGUCAUGCUGCAAUUCAGAAAUUGGAAGUCCAAGUGAGCCAAAUUGCAAACAUAGUCAAUGAGAGGGAGAAAGGCAAGUUACCUAGCCAACCUGAAAUCAAUCCAAGAGGCCAGGAGCACAUUAAGGCGAUAAAAACAUUAAGGAGUGGGCGAACUUAUGAGGCUAGACCUGAAGAUGUUUCUAAGGCUGAAACAGAGGGAAAACAAGCUGCUGAAAUGGAGUUAGACGUGGAAGACAUGAAUACACUUCAGCCACACCCUGUCCCUGCCACAACGGAUGUUACAGAGGCCCCUACAGCAGCUAUUGAGCCUACCAAAGAACCUACAGCAGCUACCCCUUCCAAGGAGCGAAUAUAUGUGCCUCAAGUUCCUUUUCCGCAAAGACUACAGAAGCACAAGAGAGAUCAACAAACAAUGGAUAUUCCGGAAUUGUUUAGAAAGGUUCAAAUAAAUAUUCCAUUGUUGGAUGCAGUGAAGCAAAUCCCAGCUUAUGCUAAGUUCCUCAAGGAUGUUUGCACAAACAAGCGAAAGUUUGCUACACAUGAGAAAGUGAUGUUGUCCGAGGAAUGCAGUGCAGUUCUCCUUAAGAAAUUGCCACCAAAACUUAAGGAUCCAGGGAGUUUUACAAUUUCUUGCAUUAUUGGAAAUUUACAUAUUGAAAAGGCUUUAAUUGAUUUGGGUGCAAGUAUUAACUUAAUGCCUUAUUCUGUAUUUCAGCAGCUAGGCAUUGGAGAGAUCAAACCAACUUUUGUGAGCUUGCAACUGGCUGAUAGGUCUAUCAAAUAUCCACUUGGAAUCGUUGAAGAUAUACUAAUCAAAGUGGAUCAAUUUGUUCUUCCAGCAGAUUUUAUCAUCCUUGACAUGGAGGAAGACAGAGAAGUUCCCAUCAUUAUGGGACGUCCUUUUAUGGCUACUGCUGGCACCAUUAUUGAUGUGAAGAAAGGUUUAUUGUCUAUGACUGUGCAAGGCCAAACUGUUGAGUUCAAGGUGUUUGAAGCCAUUAAGAAACCUGUGGAGAUGGAUGAGUGUUUUUGUGUAGAUGUCGUUGAUACUAUUGCCCACACCACUUUCCUAGCUAAUGUAAACGAGGAUGAACUUCUCACAUGCCUAGCUAACCCGGAGCUAAGAUCAGAUUCUAAUGAGGCCCAACAGCUUGUAGCAGCUUUGGAUUUGACACCUAUUCAGUUCCUAAGGUGGCGUCACACAUAUGAGCCACUAGGGACACCUAGCGCACCUAUCUUGCCUUCCGUUGAGAUACCUCCAAAGCUGGAGCUCAAGCCAUUGCCUGAACACUUGAAAUAUGCCUUUCUGGGAGAAUCCGAUACACUUCCUGUGAUCAUUGCUUCUGAUUUGACUGUUACCGAGGAAGAAAAGCUUUUGCGGGUUUUGAGAGAGUACAAAACAGCUUUAGGAUGGACCAUAGCUGACAUUAAAGGCAUUAGUCCAUCCAUGUGCAUGCAUCGAAUUUUACUAGAGGAUGGUUCUAAGGCUACCAUUGAUGCGCAAAGAAGAUUGAAUCCUAACAUGAAGGAGGUAGUCCGAGGUGAAGUUUUAAAACUUCUUGAUGUAGGUGUGAUCUAUCCCAUCUCUAACAGCAAGUGGGUUAGUCCAGUUCAAGUCGUCCCCAAGAAGUCUGGAAUCACAGUGGUUCAGAAUGAAAACAAUGAACUCGUGCCUACAAGAAUGACCACAGGAUGGAGAGUCUGUAUAGACUACAGGAAGUUGAAUUCAUCUACUAGAAAAGAUCAUUUUCCCUUGCCUUUUAUUGAUCAAAUGUUAGAAAGAUUAGCUGGUCACUCACAUUACUGUUUUCUUGAUGGCUAUUCAGGUUAUAAUCAGAUUCCCAUUGCCCCUGAGGAUCAAGAGAAGACGACAUUUACCUGCCCCUUUGGGACGUUUGCUUAUAGGAGGAUGCCUUUUGGCUUGUGCAACGCACCUGCGACCUUUCAACGAUGCAUGAUGAGUAUAUUCUCUGAUAUGGUUGAGAGAAUAAUUGAGGUUUUUAUGGAUGAUUUUUCUGUUUUUGGAGAUUCAUUUGAUACUUGUCUGUUUAACCUCAAACUGGUGUUGGAAAGGUGCACGGACACUAACCUUGUUUUAAAUUGGGAGAAAUGUCAUUUUAUGGUACAACAGGGUAUUGUGCUAGGCCAUUCAGUCUCUAGUAAAGGCAUUUCUGUUGAUAAAGCAAAGAUAGACAUCAUUGCUAAAUUGCCGCCACCAACCUCAGUGAAGGGUGUGAGAUCUUUUCUUGGCCAUGCCGGGUUCUACAGGCGUUUCAUCAAGGACUUCUCCAAAAUCAGUCGUCCCUUGUGCAACCUGCUCGCCAAAGACGCCAUUUUUGAGUUUGAUGAUUCAUGUUUACUUGCUUUUAACAAUUUAAAAAAGCUUCUUACUUCUGCUCCUAUUAUCACAGCUCCAGAUUGGAGUUUCCCUUUUGAACUGAUGUGUGAUGCUUCUGACUAUGCAAUAGGUGCUGUUCUUGGUCAACGAAAGGAAAAGCUUUUACACGUGAUUCAUUAUGCAAGUAGAACAUUGAAUGAUGCACAACUCAAUUACUCAACCACUGAGAAGGAAUUGCUUGCCAUAAUCUUUGCUUUGGAGAAGUUUAGAUCUUAUCUUGUUGGAUCUAAAGUCAUAGUGUAUUCUGACCAUGCUGCUCUGAAGUACCUAAUGACAAAGAAGGAUGCCAAACCCAGACUCAUUCGAUGGAUUUUGUUGCUACAAGAGUUUGACUUAGAGAUUCGAGACAAGAAAGGCUCCGAAAAUGUGGUAGCAGAUCACUUGUCAAGGCUCACACCGAGCCACAAAGAGGAAGUGUUGCCCCUGAAUGAGUCAUUUCCGGAUGAACAACUAUUUUCUGUACAGCAUGGAGUCCCCUGGUAUGCAGACAUUGUGAAUUAUUUGGUUAGUGGAAUUAUUCCAGCUGAUUCUAACUCUCAGCAAAAGAAGAAGUUCCUGUCCAUGGUCAAAUUUUAUUUUUGGGAUGAACCAUACUUGUAUAAGCAUUGCCCUGAUCAAAUUAUCCGAAGAUGUUUACCGGAGAAUGAGCAACAGAGCAUUCUGAAUUUUUCUCAUAGUUAUGCAUGUGGUGGACAUUUUGGUCCCAAACGGACAGCUGAUAAAAUUUUGCAAAGUGGUUUCUUUUGGCCAACUUUGUUUAAGGAUGCCUACAAGUAUUGUGCAGCUUGUGAUCGAUGUCAAAGAGUUGGUAAUAUUUCCAAAAAGAAUGAGAUGCCACUUCAAAGUAUUCUUGUGGUUGAACUCUUUGAUGUCUGGGGUAUUGACUUUAUGGGCCCUUUUCCGUCAUCCUAUAGCAACAAAUAUAUAUUAGUGGCUGUAGAUUAUGUGUCAAAAUGGGUUGAAGCUAUGGCGUGUCCCACUGCUGAUGCUGCUGUUGUUAUGCGUUUUCUAAAAGGAUUCAUCUUCUCACGGUUUGGCAUUCCAAGAGUGAUCAUCAGUGAUGGAGGGAAGCACUUCAUCAACAGAGCAUUUGACAAGCUUAUGGCUAAAUAUCAUAUCCAUCAUAGAGUCUCUGCACCUUAUCAUCCUCAGAUCAGUGGCCAAGUUGAGGUUUCUAAUAGAGAAAUCAAGAGAAUCUUAGAGAAAACAGUCAGUGCUUCAAGGAAGGAUUGGUCUCUGCAGCUAAACGAUGCAUUGUGGGCUUAUCGGACAGCUUACAAAACACCUAUAGGCAUGUCACCAUUUCGAUUGGUGUAUGGGAAAGCAUGCCACUUGCCUAUGGAGUUGGAACAUAAAGCAUAUUGGGCUAUCAAGAAGCUCAAUUUUGACAUACAGGCUGCUGGUGCGAAACGGAAGCUACAACUUAAUGAACUCGAGGAGCUAAGACAUGAGGCUUAUGAGAAUGCAAGGAUAUAUAAAGAAAAGACCAAAAAGUUGCAUGAUCAAGCUAUUUCCAGGAAGACAUUCGUGACGGGAGAGAAAGUGUUACUUUAUAACUCCAAACUUCGACUCUUUCCAGGCAAAUUGCGUUCAAGAUGGACAGGCCCCUUCCUCGUCACUCAAGUUUCUCCUCAUGGUGCUGUAGAGAUUCAGAAUAUGUCAACUGGGACCCAAUUCAAAGUGAAUGGUCAUCGCCUCAAGCAUUAUCUAGAAUCUCACUUUGAUCCUCAAGAGGAACAAGUCGAACACAUCCCAGCAAGUUUAAGGAGUCUUUUUCAAUGUGUUGGCACUCCUCAUUUGGACCGCAAAGCAAGGGAAGGCAACAAGUUGCAGUUCGAGACUCCACAACCUGUAGUUAUAAGUAUUUUCCAGGGAGUAGGAUUCACGGCUUGA